This is a messenger RNA of Micromonas pusilla CCMP1545, 846 nucleotides long. RefSeq lists its product as uncharacterized. Gene Ontology annotation, molecular function: protein serine/threonine kinase activity; protein serine/threonine/tyrosine kinase activity; ATP binding. Gene Ontology annotation, biological process: chromosome segregation; meiotic spindle assembly checkpoint signaling; protein localization to kinetochore. Lineage: Eukaryota; Viridiplantae; Chlorophyta; Mamiellophyceae; Mamiellales; Mamiellaceae. The record is from RefSeq and is a predicted model, not a curated record. The transcript has 2 exons. The annotation marks the transcript as partial. Gene Ontology annotation, cellular component: kinetochore; nucleus.
UCCGAGAUGGUCGUCGUCAGAGGCGUCAAGUACCUGAAGCUCGAGUGCGUCGGUCAGGGCGGCACGUGCAAGGUGUACAAGGUGCUGUGCCCGAAGCGCAAGACGUACGCGCUGAAACGCAUCCGUCUGCAAGGGCGCGAGAAGGAGACCGUCGCCGGUUUCUUGGACGAGAUUCGUUUACUGCAAAACCUGCGAGGGAAGCACAACAUCAUCCAGCUCGUGGACGCGGAAGUGUGCAAGAACGAGGGGUUGAUUUACGUCGUCCUCGAGUACGGCGAAAUCGACCUCGCGCGUUUGCUCUCCAAGCGCGAGAAACAACGCGCCAAGGAGCUGAAGGAGAAGGAGAAGGGUAAAGAAGGCAUGGUCGAAGCCGUGGGGACGAUCCACGAGCAAAAGAUCGUGCACUCGGAUUUGAAACCCGCCAACUUCCUCUUCGUCGAGGGCGCGCUCAAGCUCAUCGACUUCGGCAUCGCGAAGCAAGACACGUCGAAGAGCGACACGACGAACAUCGUUCGGGACCACCAGGUUGGCACGGUGAACUACAUGUCCCCGGAGGCGAUCUUGAACGGGCAGCCGAGCGCGCUGGGCGGACCGCUGAAGGUUGGCAGGGCGAGCGACAUCUGGUCGUUGGGGUGCAUCCUAUAUCAGAUGGUGUACGGGCAAACCCCGUUCGCGAGGAUCACCGGGAUGAUUCCGAAGCUGCACGCGAUCACGGAUCCCAAGCACGUGAUUCCGAUGCCGCCGGUCGCGAACCCGCACCUCACGGAUCUCAUCUCGCAGUGCCUCGUGAGGCAUCCGCAUCACAGGAUCACGAUCGAGGGAAUCUUGCGGCAUCCGUUUUUGCGC